Homalodisca vitripennis (glassy-winged sharpshooter) is the source of this 621-nucleotide messenger RNA. RefSeq lists its product as uncharacterized. Bases 1 to 621 code for a protein of 206 amino acids. Lineage: Eukaryota; Metazoa; Arthropoda; Insecta; Hemiptera; Cicadellidae. The transcript has 2 exons. The record is from RefSeq and is a predicted model, not a curated record.
AUGUGUAAUAUGAUCAGCACAUUCUUCUGUUCUAUGUAUGCACCUGCUCACAACGGAUCACCGCCAACGAAGGCGUAUGACACCCCUUUUACCUUCUCCGAGGUCUCAGUGACUGUUGAAGCAAUCCAUAAAAGGCUGAGAGCUCUCAACGCUUCUACGGGAUGCGGUCCAGAUAACAUUACUCCUAGAGUCCUGAUACAUUGCCACGCCGAAUCAGCCCCCAUACUUCUCUUUUUGUUUAACUUGAGCUUGGCCAAGGGAGUUUUUCCUGAAAUCCUGAAGGAGGGUUACGUCGUACCCACUUUCAAGUCUGAUUACAGACAGGACGUAACUAAUUAUCGGACGAUUGUGAUCCUCUCAGUGAUGGGCAAGAUAUUGGAGGAUUUAGUGCUGGACAUCCUUCAGCCACUCUUCAAAAACAUCAUAAUUGAAGAACAGCAUGGCUUCAUGGCUGGGAGAUCUACCUUCUCGUAUGCUCCUUUGGCUACAGUCUCCAAAUUGACCAAUUAUGCUGCCGAGAGUCCUAGUAUGGUGGGGCUGAUUAUGAAAACUGCUAGACACGGCGUUAGCUCCGAUGCUCUUGUACUCUACAAGUCCUUUGCCCUCCAGCUGCUCGAAUAG